UUUGCGCUCACGCCGCUGCUGAGGAGCUGUGAGCCCGGACGGAACCUGUUUACACACUGCGGAGAGCGGCUCCUCUGCUGCUGCCGGGACACAUGGGACACAGCGGGACACCAUGGCACACUACUGGACACUGGUUGCAACAGCUUCUCUACUGCUGCCCAUAACAGCUUGGUCCAAGCCAGUCAUCUCUCCCAGCAGACCCCACGUCGUAGUUCCCAAGAGGGGAAAGCUGGAGCUGCAGUGUCAUGAUGAUGACGCGACGUCGGGUGAGCGAUCAGGUGUGCGGUGGCAGAGGGAGCGAGGUCGCAGACUGGAAGGGGAGGCGGUGAAGGCCGGAGUGGCUUACAUCAAGGUGCCGUUUGCACAGGCCUACCACAUGGGGCGCUACGUAUGUGUCAACAACAGCACACUGGAACACAGCUCCAUUUAUGUCUAUGUGAAAGACUCACAGAAUGCGUUUCAGCGGACUAUGGUGAAUGGCAUACUGGUCCGUGCGGGUGAUAACUGCACCAUCCCAUGUCUGGUCACUGACCCUGAGGUCACCCUUGUUACCUUAGAGACCUGUGACGGGCGACCUUUGCCCUCCAGCCUGCAUUACCACAGCAACGCCCAGCGGGGCAUCAUCAUCAGCAAUGCCAAAACGGAGUAUGAUGGCUGCUACGUGUGUGUUGGGCGGCUUGGCGGAGUCACAGUAACGUCGAGCCAAUACACUGUGGAUGUUCGCCUGGUCCCAGAGGUCCCGCCAGUGAUCACAAUGUCCCAGAGAGGGAACAUGAUUUUGAGGAGAGGAGAGACGUUUGAGCUGACCUGCAGCUCCUCCAACGUCAACCCCGACUUCAGUCUUAAAUGGGACAUCCCCUCUGCAGCGAAUCCCGUUAAGACCAGAUCCUCAAACAUCCUUUCUGGUUCCCGCGGUUACAAACGCUCCACCUCCCUCUGGAUCAGUGCUGUCAAUCAAUCAGACUCCGGCGUCUACCGCUGCUAUGCCCAAAAUGAGAGAGGUACCACUGCCACAGCGCUGCAGUUGGAUGUCCUUGACCAAGGCUUCAUCUAUGUAGUCGAGAGUCCAGGCGUCAUCCAGUAUGAUGUCAAAGAGGGGGAGAGCUUGACCCUCAGGGCUGAGUUUGAUUCCUAUCCCAAGCCCAGCACCCUGAUCUGGGCUUACAAUGGCAAGCAUCUCCGCAAUACCACGGAGCACGUUAUCACUGUCCAUCGCAACAGAUACAGCUAUAUCAGUGAGCUGAAACUAGUGAGAGUACUCAGAACAGAGGGUGGGAUCUACAGUUUCUUGGCCAGUCAUGAUGAUGAAUCUGUCAAUCAAACUUUCCCUGUUUAUGUCUACAGUAAGCCAGUCAUUAUCUCCCAAAAGGGGCCUGUUGAUGGACAGGUGCGGUGCAUUGCCGCUGGUUAUCCGACCCCAAAAAUCAGCUGGUACCUCUGUGACAUGCCACAUACGCGGUGCUCACACCUGCCCAACGCUAGCCAGUGGGAGACUCCGGAGGCUUUCAUGGUGACAGAGUCAAACUCUGCCUUUGGAAGAAGAGUUGUGGAGAGCCGACUGAAUGUCAGCAAGGAACACACACAGUAUCACACACUGGAGUGUGUCGCCACCACGGACGAUGAAGAGGCCUACACACUUUUCUCUAUUAGUGAACGCACAGUCCCCCACAAACUCUUCACUCCUCUGCUGACAGGCAUGUUGGCCACUGGUGUGUUACUCAGUCUCACUCUCAUGGUGCUGCUCUAUAAGUAUCUGCAGAAACCCAAGUUCCAAAUCCAGUGGAAGGUUAUAGACAGUAUCCAUGGCAACAACUACAUUUACAUCGAUCCCACCCAGCUCCCUUAUGACCCCAAGUGGGAGUUCCCUCGACAGAAGCUACGCUUUGGUAAAACCCUGGGGUCCGGGGCAUUUGGAAAGGUAGUGAGGGCCACUGCCUAUGGACUCUGCUCACCAGAUAAUGUCAUGACUGUUGCUGUUAAGAUGCUCAAACCUAAUGCCCAUUCCACUGAGAAGGAGGCUCUGAUGUCAGAGCUCAAGGUUCUCAGUUACCUUGGAAACCAUGUCAACAUAGUCAACCUGCUCGGUGCCUGCACGGUGGGAGGCCCAACUCUGGUGAUUACAGAGUACUGUUGCUAUGGUGACCUGCUCAACUUCCUGCGCAGAAAAAGACAGUUCUACCUCAGCUCUCAGAUCAACGAUGGCUACUACCGCAAUGCCCUUAAGCAAGACAAUCCCACAAGCAGAGAGGAGGUCGACACGGGUUAUAUGCCUAUGCGACCAUCUGAGAGAGACAGGUCUUCUUUGUCAGAUGAGAUUGAAGAUCAGCCUCUGGAUGCAGAAGACCUUCUCAGCUUUUCUUACCAGGUGGCCAAGGGAAUGGAGUACAUUACCUCCAAGAACUGUAUUCACAGGGACCUGGCAGCCCGAAAUGUUCUGCUGACUCACGGCAGGGUGGCGAAGAUCUGUGACUUCGGGCUGGCAAGAGACAUCACUACUGAUGCCAGCUAUGUGCUCAGGGGCAAUGUGCGCCUGCCAGUCAAGUGGAUGUCUCCAGAGAGUAUCUUUGACUGUUUAUACACCUUUGAGAGCGACGUCUGGUCCUAUGGCAUCCUGCUCUGGGAGAUCUUCUCUCUUGGUAACAGCCCAUACACUGGAAUGCAGGUCGGCUCAACUUUCUAUAGGAUGAUACAAGAAGGCCACAGGAUGAGCAGGCCUGACUUCGCUCCCACUGAGAUGUAUGACAUGAUGCUUUGUUGUUGGAGCCAGGACCCUCUGAAGAGACCGUCCUUCAGGAAGCUGGUGGAGAGGACUGAACUGCUUUUGUCAGAAAGCACCAAGAACGUGUACCUGACACUGAGCACCACUGCAGUUCCUCCGGAGCAGCAGAGGGCGCCAUCACGGAGGCUGAGCUCAGUUUGCAGCACUACAGCGCCAACACAGCCUCUACUGCUCAGCGCCACUGACGUCUUCCUAGACUAUGACACUGUCUGACACACAAACUCAGAUACUGUGUGUGUCCAGGGUCAAGACAUGCAGGUCCUUGCACACGCAUACACACACAAUGCUCUGAAUUGUCUGUCACUUGUGAUCAUUGUCUACCUUAUUAAAGAACCAAACUAAAAGAGCCGACCGGACACUGAAAAACAGCUAACAACAUGUGCCGCCCCACCGGAAACCAUGUAGCCACCCCUCGCCCUCUUACACCAACAGAACUCUAUCGGCUUUUCUGCGACAAGUAUAUUUGGUGUGUGUCUGUUCAGACACACUAAACAUCCAUCACUGUUCACCGUCAGAUCUGUCACGAGCCAUCAAGAGCACGCGAGAGUUCCGGUUUGCAGUCGGCCAAAGAUUAUAUUUUAAGAUGCUUUGGGGAGGAGGGGGGGGGGACAGAAUCUGCGCUAGCGAGAAGGAAAAUCCUGACCUUGGGAGGUCACGUGGGACUGGGGAAUAGAUAAACAAGAGAUUAGUGCUGGUGGUUGUUUGUGUCUUACAUUCAAAAUAUGGUAGUUCUCUCUCUCUCUCUCUCUCUCUCUCUCUCUCUGCAGCAUUUACAAUGCUUGCAAAUCCCUCUGGUAGGAGUUUUUCGUUUAGCUCGCCGUCGAGGUGAUUUAAAUCGGCCUUUAAAGAAGACAAAUCCAGAUCUUCUCCUGCUGUAUCUCUGGUGAGACGCAUGACCAAAGCGGUGUUGAAUAUGUACCAUACCCAAAAUGGCGUGCACCAAAACCCUCGUUAUGCUAUGGCUUUGGAAACUGUGACUUACAAAAGACAAAAAAAACAAAACAAAAAAAAUCAGUUUACCAUUGUAUCGCGGGGUUUAGCCUUAGACGUAAUAGUCUUGUGUUCAUGUGGGGGGGGGGGUCUACCCGGGCUGCUAGGGCUGCCGGGAGACACCUUUCUCUUCCGGUUGUGGAGGAUGUGUGCGUUGUAAAUACACUGUUAGCUGUGCCUUUAGCGGUUACGCACGACACUGAGCGCGCUCGUGCGACUGUCCCGUCAGUAACCGUCUGCCCUCCUGGCAGUUACUGACGGGCUGUACUGACGUGCUGCACGCACACAAGAGCUCGUGUAAAGUUAGGCUGUCACACAAGGUUUUGAAGUUUAUGCCGUUUUGAUACAGUUGGUUGACUUGUAAUAAAAGAA
This is a messenger RNA of Lampris incognitus (smalleye Pacific opah), 4141 nucleotides long. It is a transcript of the gene kitb, whose product is annotated as KIT proto-oncogene, receptor tyrosine kinase b. Bases 113 to 2992 code for a protein of 959 amino acids. The transcript has 21 exons. NCBI's taxonomy places the organism in Eukaryota, Metazoa, Chordata, Actinopteri, Lampriformes, Lampridae. Gene Ontology annotation, cellular component: signaling receptor complex. The record is from RefSeq and is a predicted model, not a curated record. Gene Ontology annotation, molecular function: ATP binding; cytokine binding; transmembrane receptor protein tyrosine kinase activity. Gene Ontology annotation, biological process: positive regulation of MAP kinase activity; multicellular organism development; B cell differentiation.